GAUACCAAUAUGGAAAAUUCCUUAGAGCCUAAUAUUCUAAACUCUGAGCGUUCUCUUUGCUGACAUUUGAAUUUCUUUAGACUAUAUUGAAGGCCUUACAGCACCUUCAUCGACUCUGGAUUUAAAGAGGAGGUUACUUUUUAUUAUGAACAUGCAGAGAAAGCUUCAAGAAAGCAAUCAAAAAUAGUACCCAGAAAGAAUAGUUUAAAGAACAAAAAUGACUAUUACUAUGUCCUGAUUCUUGUAUUUGGCCCAAACAGGAGGAAGAAAGAGUUUUGGAGAUAUAUUACAAAGGUAGAGCAUUUUGAGUUCGACACUGUCAGUAUUACUCAGAGAAUGAUUUUUGGGCAGACAGAUAUAGCUUAUCAGGUUUUAAGCAAUAAGAUGAUAAAUUAUUUUGUAAGAAUUACUUCAAGAGUUUUGAAUGCAGUAUCUUUCAAUAAGCUAUCAAUUUCUGGCAAGCAAUUGGCGCGCAUUAUGUCUAAUGUUACUCAAGCAAAUAAACUGAUAUUUGAAUCAUGCAAUUUAAAGCCAGUGAAAUCUUGUGUACCAAACCUAAAGAGGAGGUCUUCAUUUGGUUAUCUUGAGAUAAACUUGACUAAUCAAGAAGAUAUUCCAAUGUCUUUUACUGGACCUGAGAUGAUCUCUAUUCUUAAGUUCAUACAUAGAUCAGGGAUUUCAAAAUUUGUAAAUAUGAUUGAAUUUUCCUCAAAAUUAGGUUUACCUGAAAGUGAAGAUGAGAUAAAGCUAUUGAAAAGAGACCUAGGGUUCUCUCAUACAACUUUUAAAAUUUGGGAUAUAACUGGAAGACCAGGAUGGAUAUUUUUCCAUGAUGAAACUGACUAAUACAGCUAUUAUUUGCAAAUAAAUUCAACCCAUAAAA
This is a messenger RNA of Moneuplotes crassus, 883 nucleotides long. The record is from the annotation of a GenBank genome assembly. Lineage: Eukaryota; Ciliophora; Spirotrichea; Euplotida; Euplotidae.